GCAGGAGCGGGACUCCUUGCCGCCGCCAUGAUCGCGGUCGUGCCCGGCUACAUCUCCCGAUCCGUUGCCGGCUCUUACGACAACGAAGGCAUCGCCAUCUUCUGCAUGCUGCUGACGUACUACAUGUGGAUCAAGGCCGUCAAAACCGGCUCCAUUUAUUGGGCAGCCAUGUGUGCUCUCGCCUAUUUCUACAUGGUCUCCUCGUGGGGCGGCUACGUCUUCCUCAUCAACCUCAUCCCCUUGCACGUCCUCGUGCUGAUGCUCACCGGCCGCUUCUCCCACAGGAUCUACGUCGCCUAUUGCACCGUCUACUGCCUCGGGACCAUCCUCUCCAUGCAGAUCUCCUUCGUUGGCUUCCAGCCUGUCCUCUCCUCGGAGCACAUGGCCGCCCUCGGAGUCUUCGGCUUGUGCCAGAUCCACGCUUUCGUGGACUACCUGCGGAGCAAGCUCAACCCCCAGCAGUUCGAGAUCCUCUUCAGGAGCGUCAUUUCCCUCGUCGGCUUCGUCCUCCUCACCAUCGGCGCCGUGCUGAUGCUGACAGGGAAAAUCUCCCCGUGGACGGGGCGUUUCUACUCCCUGCUGGACCCUUCCUACGCCAAGAACAACAUCCCCAUCAUCGCCUCCGUCUCCGAGCACCAACCCACCACGUGGUCCUCUUACUACUUCGACCUCCAGCUCCUCGUUUUCAUGUUCCCAGUGGGGCUGUAUUACUGCUUCAGCAACCUCUCGGACGCCCGCAUCUUCAUCAUCAUGUACGGCGUGACCAGCAUGUAUUUCUCGGCCGUGAUGGUGCGGCUGAUGCUGGUGCUGGCCCCGGUGAUGUGCAUCCUCUCCGGCAUCGGCGUUUCUCAGGUGUUGUCCACCUACAUGAAGAACCUGGACAUCAGCCGGCCGGACAAGAAGAGCAAGAAGCAGCAAGACUCCACCUACCCCAUCAAAAACGAAGUUGCCAGCGGCAUGAUCCUGGUCAUGGCUUUCUUCCUCAUCACCUACACCUUCCAUUCCACCUGGGUGACCAGCGAGGCCUACUCCUCUCCGUCCAUCGUGCUGUCCGCCCGGGGCGGCGACGGCAGCAGGAUCAUCUUCGAUGACUUCAGAGAAGCUUAUUACUGGUUGCGUCACAACACGCCGGAG
Leptosomus discolor (cuckoo roller) is the source of this 1134-nucleotide messenger RNA. The record is from RefSeq and is a predicted model, not a curated record. NCBI's taxonomy places the organism in Eukaryota, Metazoa, Chordata, Aves, Leptosomiformes, Leptosomidae.